Molecule: messenger RNA, 981 nt
Organism: Brassica napus (rape)
Lineage: Eukaryota; Viridiplantae; Streptophyta; Magnoliopsida; Brassicales; Brassicaceae
Exons: 2
Coding region: 1-981 (326 amino acids)
Source: RefSeq, a predicted model, not a curated record
AUGGAGUAUGUCUGUAAACCGAAAGAAGAAGGAGGAUUAGGGCUGAGAAACUUGGAGGAAGCUAAUAAAGUCUCAUGCCUGAAACUGAUCUGGCCUAUUCUUUCUUCUAAAUCCUCACUGUGGAUCCAGUGGAUUCACAAAUAUCUGAUUCGGCAAGGUUCCUUUUGGAGUAUCAAGGAAACAAACUCCUCAGGGUCAUGGAUCUGGAAGAAGCUUCUCAAGCUUAGACCCUUGGCUAGGGAUCUAUCAAAAAUGGAAGUAAAUAAUGUUGAGACUGUAGAGAAUACUUAUCGACGGCGUAGACUGAGAAACCCCGUAUUGAAGCAAAUUGAAAGCGAGAUCCUCAAUCUUCAAGAGCUGGGGCUGUCCCAGAGUGAUGAUAAUUGUCGUUGGAUGCGUGAAAAUGGUGAGUUCCGAACGGAGUUCUUAACGUCUCAAACAUGGAACUUAAUCAGAGUACAUGCCCCUCGCGUCUCUUGGUUCAAGGGGAUUUGGUUCAAAGAAUCAACCCCUAAGUUCUCCUUUCUCAGUUGGUUAGCAGUCCAUGAGAGGUUAUCGACUGGAGAUAGGCUACUCAAGUGGAACCCCCAGGCAAAUUCUAUUUGCUGGCUAUGUAACACUGCCAUGGAAACUCGGGAUCAUUUAUUCUUCGAGUGUUCCUUCUCAGCGGAAGUUUGGAGAGGCACGAUCAGGGGGUUGGAUGGUGUAAGUCCCUCUGUUCACUGGCCUGCUCUGAUACGAAGAUUGGUGACAGGUUCUAGUGAUCUACUACACACCUUUCUCCUGCGAUACUGCUUCCAAGCAGCAUUGUAUGCCAUAUGGUUUGAGAGGAAUAAGCGCAGAGUUGGAAAAGCUCCACAAGCUGCUACACGACUUAUCAUCUUCUUGGACAGGUUGAUUCGAAACAGAAUCUCCUUUUUGAGGAAGAAAGCUGGAAACAAAUAUGAAAAAACCAUGGAGAUAUGGUUUGGAAGUAGAUAA